Lachancea thermotolerans CBS 6340 is the source of this 2202-nucleotide messenger RNA. It is a transcript of the gene MAK10, whose product is annotated as Mak10p. Gene Ontology annotation, biological process: N-terminal peptidyl-methionine acetylation. Gene Ontology annotation, cellular component: NatC complex. Lineage: Eukaryota; Fungi; Ascomycota; Saccharomycetes; Saccharomycetales; Saccharomycetaceae. The transcript has a single exon. The record is from RefSeq and is a predicted model, not a curated record. Bases 1 to 2202 code for a protein of 733 amino acids.
AUGAAACCUGAGAGUAUCAUCAAGGACCCAUCAUUUGAUUUGUUUGAAGGAACACAUUCGCUGGAGAUAGACAACCUGAAGCUAGACUCGAGUCUUUUGGAACUUUCGCCAGAAGAAAAGCGUUUCGAUUGCUCAACCCCCUACGGUGGCUCUGAGGAGGAGAAACUGAAAUUUGUUACUGCUGUCGCGGAUCGUCUAUGUAGAUCUAUUAUGGUGUGGCUGGCCGGCUUCCAAACGUUACCAACGACUGUGCUGAGUUGCCGCUACGUGGAAGACGCAGUAAGGCGAUAUACUGAUGAUCCCAGCACGGAUUUAUCCUCGUGCUUACUCCAAACAGGCAACCCGCUUUUUGAUCAGGUUCUAACCAGUUGCGUAGUUGGAUCAUGCUUCUUUGUGAAGUUUGUAAGUACGCUCUUCAAGGCCGGUGUCGUUUUCGAAGAGGAGGACUUGAACUGCAACACCAUGGGUCUAAAUAUGCUAUCCAUGGUUCCCAUCACUACUAUCAGAGAACACAUGGACCGCAGCAUCGCGUUGUUGGAAGCCGAGUAUAAGCACGCUGACCAGCUUGUACUCAUUUUGAAACUCCUCAGAAACCUAAUUGAGUUUCAAGACUAUUUGCCUUCCAAGGCUGAAGAUCUCGCUGCGCCCAACAAGCAGCCAUUGCUCGAUUUAAUGCAAUGCGCGCAGAAACUCAAGGUUUACGCACCGGUUGCUCCCGAAGUGUGUACUGGCGCGUUCUCACCCGGCAUCCAAAAACGGCUUUCAAAUCAGUUCCCACCGAGAGACAUCGUGGAAUCCGCUGGAGAGGAAUACGAGGCAUAUGUGGAACUGUGCGUUGAUAUGCUAAAGGUUCUGGCUGUUACGAGUGCUAGAUCUGCCUCCGAGACGUUACAAUUUGCCUUUUUUUUCAACAGAACUAGGCAAAGACAUGUUGUUGCCAGGGCCUUUUUCCCAUUGUACUUAAUGAGGGAUGAUCAAACAGUGCUUGGGAAAUACACAUUCAAUGAUUUUUCAAAAGAACAUCUUUUGGAUUUCUCACUCUGUGGAACAAACCUUGCGCACGAGCUGCUCGAUGCCCCUGAAAACUCGGCUUUGGUGCAAAAGUUCAACGAGUUCAUGCAAGAAGUCUCAGGAAUUCUGUUUGAAUGGUACCAAAACACGGCUCAAAAUAGAUGCAGGUAUAGACAGGGCUAUAAUCGCCAGCUCUUGUUGUGGGACUCUCUGCAGGCCCAAAUUGAGACGUUCGAGCUGGAGCUGGAGGCCCAAGGUAUCAAAGAUGAGCUUCAAGACAGCAGUUCUUUCAUGCCCCUGACCACUUGGGUGUUCUAUAUGAAAUUGCGAGCGAUGCUGGACUUUGUUCUGAAGGGCUUUGAGUUAGACGUGUACAAGCCAUGGGAGUUCUUCUCAAUGUUCUGGUAUGCUUACUACUUGGCCCAGCACCUCGAGAACUGCCUUCAAAGGACCCUGGGAUUUAUCGAAAAGCUGAUCACCUCCAUCCACAACAUGAACAAGAAGCUAAAGAAGCUGAAAGCCGGCGAGAAGAAGGAAAAGUUGCGCGCCAAGUACCGGUGGAGCAUGGAAAACGACAUCCCGCAGCUUAAUGCAAACCUCAAAUUCGUCACCUAUAGCUUGAUGGAGUGCACUGCAGUGAAGGUCCUCUCCUUGUCACAAGUCUUCCACUUUGCGGUUCUCCAGUCAUCGGGCUUGAUAGACAGCAAGCCCCCAGGCGGCAACAAGUUUACCUCGCCUGAGUUCAUCCACAAGCUCAGGUUCAAGACUUUUGCGUCCAUUGGUGUCCCCGAGCUGCCAUCUUACCAAGUUUUUGAGAACUCUUUGAAAGACUUCACAAUUGCAGAGCCCAUGUUCACUGCAAAAUUGGCGAGAUCGCUCGCCUUCACCAAAUCAGAGCUCGAAGGCGCCAAGGCCGCUAUCGACACCAUCGUGCACGCUAUCCACGUAGGCGACGGCGAGCCAAACCUGAGCGUUAACACGGGCACAAGACUAGUAAAGGAGCAGGCUGACGCACACUAUAGCGCUCUCUUGCGCACCUUUGAAGCGUUAGUCGCAAACGGGCAGAGCCUGCAAGCUAAGCUCGGAAGCGUCAAAGACGGUAGCCCCGCCGCAAGAUAUCACGUCAAUGUUUCGCGUCCCGACGGCGCGUCCUCCUACUUCCCAGUGCUCGCGCUGAGCGAGAACCAGUGA